AGUCAUUUAAAUUAGUUUGAUUUUUCCAGACUUUUAAUUCUUUUACUUUGACCGAUCGGAUUUUUGAUCAACUUCCAAAAUGGAAAAGAAAACAGUUGUUGAAUGUGAAGUAGACUCAAAUUUAGAACCUAACAGUGAUUUUGCAUUGGAUAUGAAAUCUGGUUCGAUUUCAGAGACCGGAAGUGAAGAGUGUCCGGAAGUUGACAAUGCAGUUAAUGCAAAUUUUCCAUCCAGGACAGUUCAUACAUCAAUAUCACAAGACGAAAAUCUGAAAGAGGCAACGCCAGUCUGGGAAGACUACAAAUUGAUCUUCGACAAGUUUGACAGGGACGGGGAUGGAUACUUGUCGUCUGAUGAUGUUCGAAAUGUCUUACGCUCUUACGACAUGCUGUCAACAGAGGGAGAGCUACAGGAUGUAGUUGCUGAAUUGGACAAAAAAGGGGACGGUCUUAUAACACUGGAGGAAUUUGUUUCCGUAAUGAACAGUCACAAAUCCAUAUUCAGUAAAAAAGACGAAAAGGAUCUGGAGUUUCGCGAGGUGUUUCGCAUUCUUGAUAAAUCUGGAACAGGGCGAGUGACAAAGCAGGCUCUGUGUGAAUUUAUGUCGGAGUUUGAGCCAUCUUUUGACGAGGGGCACGCUUUUGAACUUAUGACUCAGUUUGAUACUAAGGGUAACGGAGACCUGAGUUAUGAAGAUUUUGUCAAGUUGUUGACAGCAAAGGUUUGACAAGAAAUCAUACGAGUUAUCUCUCUUCAGUCAACAUCUCAAGCUGAUUGGCGUUGAAUGAAGCUUUCCUAAAUACGGAUAUUUUAUUUUAGAAAUACAUGUCGGUGUUAUAACAAACCUAAAGAGUGGUGAUAACAAGAGGAAGUUCAUUUGAGAUAAUGUUAAUUUUAUGCGUUUAAAGUUGUAUAAUAAUACCGAUAUAUUUUUUUAAAGAUGUCAAUAAACUUUUGAAGACAAAUGGAUUUAAAAGUCUCAUAAAACUGCAAUGGUGUGUUAUCAAAUAUAUAUUGAUUGUAAGUUAUUGUUAUAUACAUAAAUAGGCAAGAUAUACGAUGUAAAAAAUAUCUUAUAAUUGAUUAUUGUUUUUGUCUUUCAUCGAAUACAUGAAUGCAAGAAAAUGGGCGUAAUUAUUUUUCAUUUUCCCACAAGUCUUUGUGUCUGAUAAAACUUCAUUGUCUUCAACUAGCUAAACGGGCAUGCCAUGGUCACGAUUUGGUCAAAAUUUAUUUUUCCGUUUUUAAUGUUUACAAUGCUUAGGUAAGGCAUUUCUAAUAGUCAACCAAAAUUUGAGUAGCAGUCGUCGAGUUAUAAGCGAGAUACUGAGCUCAUAGUUCUUUGUUAUGUAAACAAAACUCUGGUCAUGUUUUUUGUUUCUAUCUCGAAUGUUAACAAGAAAACUCCAGGUUUAGACAUAAAAUGAAUGCAACACACACUAGGAACUGUCCAUUAAUGUUCAUAACGAAUGAGCAGGUAAAGAAAAAAUAAGUUUUAAAAAAAUCGUACCGGUAUCUUGAAACAAUGUAAACAAAAAGGCACGACUUUGGGUGACGCAAAACAUGAACAAUAAAAAUAGAAAAUAUAAUUUGCCCAAAAUCGCGACCAUGCCAUGGGGAAAAUUAUUCCAUGCGGAAUGGUUUACUGUUUGGUAAACAAAAUCUCUGAAUUUUUAAAAAUCAAAUUUAAACCAUGGCAACUCUGUAAAUUUUCCUGUAAAAUGUCAAUAAAAUGGUAUAUAACAACGUAAUCUCGUUAUCCAUUAAUAAUUACAUCAUUAGAUUAAUUCACAUUUAGAUAUUUAUUUCGAUAUGCUCAUUAGAUGCCAAAAAGUAUCGACAAAAUACAUUACAAUUUUUUAUAUAACAGAAGACGUACGUCUUACAGCAGAAUGUAUGUGAUUUCAUAGAAAUAUAUAAAUAGUAUAUACUGGUAGUUUCCAUUUAUUAAUUACAAAUUGGUAACGAAUGGGAACAGGUUUGUGUUUCAUUAAAAAGAU
This is a messenger RNA of Magallana angulata, 2000 nucleotides long. RefSeq names its product calmodulin-beta-like. The transcript is spliced from 4 exons. Gene Ontology annotation, molecular function: calcium ion binding. The record is from RefSeq and is a predicted model, not a curated record. The coding region runs from base 80 to 727 and encodes 215 amino acids. Lineage: Eukaryota; Metazoa; Mollusca; Bivalvia; Ostreida; Ostreidae.